Molecule: messenger RNA, 1306 nt
Organism: Jatropha curcas
Lineage: Eukaryota; Viridiplantae; Streptophyta; Magnoliopsida; Malpighiales; Euphorbiaceae
Source: RefSeq, a predicted model, not a curated record
CGAAAAUUUAAUCCCAAAUCGACAGUUGUUGUGGUUGUGGCAUCCGACGAACCUCUUCUUCAUCGUUCUUUACUUAACUUUCGAGAAUCCAAUUUCACCGCUCAACCCAGUUUUCCAUUAUUGUUUCUAGUUUUUAUUUUCUGAAUAUCUAUGAAAACUUGAAGUAAUUUCAUUUAUUUGUAGUAAAUUCAAGCAAAUAUCUUUUCUUUUUUUUUGGGGGGUGAAAUGAAUUGUGCAGAGAAUCCCUUGCACGCCAACCCGAUACUCAUAGAAGAUGGAAGGCGAUGAAAACACCACUCAAAAGGUGAAGGUUGGUUGCUCAGGAAUUGUAAGAAAGAAAAUAAAUUUGAAGAUUUUAGACCUCAGUAUAUGUAUUAUAGAAGGUUUGACAAAGAAGACCAUGCUAUGGCUAAUUAUCCAAAGGUGUAUUGCUUAUUCAGGUUGAGUAAUGAGUACACUGAGAAGCAUGAGAUCAAAAUUUCAAUAAUGCAGCAAAUCAAAUAAAGCUUUUAUGUUGAAAGUGCUUGUGGAACACGAUUGAAUAAAGAAUGAUGGAUUACUACAAAAUCUUGGAGGUUGAUUAUGAUGCAACAGAUGAGAAGAUAAGAUUAAAUUACCUAAAGCUUGCACUGAAGUGGCAUCCUGAUAAACACAAGGGUGAUAGUGCUGUGACAGCAAAAUUUCAACAGAUCAAUGAAGCUUACAGAGUGUUGAGUGAUCCAGCUAAACGCUCUGACUAUGAUUUAACUGGAAUAUAUCAGAUUGAUAAGUAUACUUUGCGGGAAUAUCUUGCCAGAUUUAAGGGAAUGAUACUUACUUGCAAUGGGCUUGGUAUCAGUCAUACAUCAAUGUGGACACAACAGCUGACUGAUACCAAUGAAUUUACAGAAAAUAAGGGAUAGAGAUGUCAACUCAAUGUAGAACGAUGGAGGUGAGCUGUUUGUAUUACUAUAGUUAAGUAUACUUACUGAUAAUCCAAAUCGACGUUUCGAGACAGUUAUACGGCAAUAACAGGCUUUCCUCAUUUAUUAUACCAUAAGAUAGGACGUGGGUUGAGAUAAUUAUGCGGCAAUCCGAGAUGAUCCUGUUCUUUGUAGCCUGUAUUUUUUUUCUCAAAAGAAAAUUGAGUUUCCAUUGAUGUUCAAAUUGAAGACCUCUUAACCAGAAGAUGACUUCAAAACUAUUGAUGUGUUGUAUUUUAUUAUUGCAUUUUGGCUUGGGAUGUUGAUGAUUCAGUCUGGCUCUUCAUAUACAAGUUAUUCCUAUAAAAUUAAAUAAUAGAUUCAUAACAGCGACAAAUUAUUUA